Fulvia fulva is the source of this 1257-nucleotide messenger RNA. RefSeq lists its product as uncharacterized. Gene Ontology annotation, molecular function: DNA-binding transcription activator activity, RNA polymerase II-specific; zinc ion binding. Gene Ontology annotation, biological process: regulation of transcription by RNA polymerase II. The record is from RefSeq and is a predicted model, not a curated record. The transcript is spliced from 4 exons. Lineage: Eukaryota; Fungi; Ascomycota; Dothideomycetes; Mycosphaerellales; Mycosphaerellaceae. Bases 1 to 1257 code for a protein of 418 amino acids.
AUGACACAACUGGGCACGAAGAAGAGUCGCAAGGGUUGCACCAACUGUAAGAGGAGACGGGUGAAGUGCAACGAACAGACCCCUUGUGCGAACUGCAUGCGAAGGGGAGAGCAAUGCAGCCUUCUGGCGUUCCCCAGCAUCAAUGCCGACUCAGGGCAUACUCACAACGACCACAGCCUCCCCAGAAGUUCAGAAGAAUGGAUCCAAGACCUGGAACUAAUGCACCACUACGACCGCGACACUCUGCUCCAACCUCUCGGCGUCCGUGAUGAAUGUCAGCAUCUAUGGCAAGAAAACAUACCCCGAGAAGCCAUCAAGCACCCGUUCUUGAUGCAUGGCAUUCUCGCCCUAUCAGCCCUCCACAUCGCACAUGAGCGCCCAGCAGAAUCAGAAAAGUAUCUGCAGCUAUGCGACAAACACCAGACAAAGGCUCUGGAGAUGUUCCGGUCGGUGUUGUGUGCGGACAUUUCACCUGACGUGAGCGCCGCCCUGUUUGCGCUCUCGAGUACCGUAUCAAUACUAUCGAUGGGUCGAUCAUGUACCGAAGCAUCCCUGAUGCCAGAGCUACAAUACAUUGGGAUGGAGCAGGUCGCGGAGCUCUUUCUCCUUACCCGGGGUGUGCGUGACCUGAUAUAUACCUGCAUGACAUGGGUCAGCGCAGGGCCUUUAGGCCCACUACUGGACGACCAUUUCCUCCUACUUGCAGAGAGCGAGGUCUACCUUCCGGUAGCUGUGCAAAAGCAAUUCAGCUACUUGCAGUCGAUGCUAGUGGAGUCAUGUCCGGUUGAAUAUUGUCCCGACUGUGAGCGAGCGCUCAAGUGUCUGGAGGACGUGUACUGCAAUGUCGUUCGAUUAUCGCCUACGGAUGAGGUCGAGACAAGCCAAAUAUGGCGGUGGAUGUUACCGGUUCCAUCCGAAUUUGUGAGGAUGAUAUCAGCUUGCUCUCCGCCUGCACUCGUGAUACUCGCCCAUUUCGCCGCUGUCUCUCUGUCUGUCCGGAAAGCGUGGUAUACGAAGAACUGGGGACAAUAUGUACUAAGCGGCGUCAGUAUGAUGCUCUACGGGACUGAGUUCUACCAUUGCCUGGAUUGGCCUUUGGAGCAGGCCAGGACUAGAAUGAUGGUGCUUACACAUCUUGGAGAGAUCGAUAGUGACAUGAAUGACAAUUCACCUCCUGCGGCGAAGCUUGCGCUGGAUGAGACACUUCUUCUGGACAGCGAGAUAAUUCAAGCGGACUUGGGCUUCGUCGAUUUCUGA